Messenger RNA from Raphanus sativus (radish), 1115 nucleotides. RefSeq names its product ethylene-responsive transcription factor ERF043-like. The coding region runs from base 246 to 935 and encodes 229 amino acids. Gene Ontology annotation, biological process: regulation of DNA-templated transcription. Gene Ontology annotation, molecular function: DNA binding; DNA-binding transcription factor activity. The transcript has a single exon. Lineage: Eukaryota; Viridiplantae; Streptophyta; Magnoliopsida; Brassicales; Brassicaceae. The record is from RefSeq and is a predicted model, not a curated record.
UACUCUAAAUACUGAGAGAUCAUUGAGGAGACUUGGAAACAUCCAAACACUAGAGUAGAAAUUUCACCAAUUAAUGGUACAGACAAGAACUAUCUUUUCUAGCUCUUCUCACUCCUUUUGCCUUAAAGAUAUACUAUUUUCGUCCUAAGUUUAUAUUAUUUAUAUUUUAUACCAACCCAAAUCUCCAACAUUACAUUUCAACAAAAACAACCUACUCUUGUGACAUUUCUUGAAACACUUAAAGAAUGGUGGAUGCGUUACUUGGUUCCGACAAGGAGAAGAAGAUGGAAAGUAAGCAGCCAGUGUAUCGUGGAGUCCGCAUGAGGAGUUGGGGCAAAUGGGUAUCCGAGAUACGUGAGCCUAGGAAGAAGUCGAGGAUCUGGCUCGGGACUUUCCCCACGGCUGAGAUGGCCAUGCGUGCUCACGACGUGGCGGCUCUGAGCAUCAAGGGAGCUUCCGCUAUUCUCAACUUCCCUGAGCUCUCGGAUUCUCUCCCUCGACCCGCUUCGCUCAGCCCUCGUGACGUCAGAGCUGCGGCCACCAAAGCGGCUCUAAUGGACUUUGGCAACUCGACGGCGUUUCGUCACGCGAGGUGUGAGAGUGAUAUGAGCGAAACGGCGUCGUUGGGUAAAAGGUCGGAGAGUGAGACUAGCGAAACGGCUUCCUUCUCUUCGUCUUCGUUCUCUGUGACGAGCGUUGUUGAUGAGGAGAGUAUGGUCUCGGACGAUUUGGUCCAGGACAGCAUCGUCGAGUUGCCGAGUCUUGGAACGAGUUUAGACGAGUCAAACGAGUUUGUGUUUUUUGACUCGUUGGAGGAUUUGGUGUUCAUGCCGUCACGGUCACUAAGUGGUGCAUUAGAUGAUUUUACGUAUGACAAUGAUUCUCCGUUGAACUCGAGUUUUCAAGAAAGCUUUUCUUGGAUGCACUUUCCCUGAAAAAUAAAUUAAAAUCGUAUUUUCUCUCUUUUUUUUAUUGGUUUAAUUUUCAUGGGAUCUCUAUGUGUUUUUAUUUGCGUGAGAUAUCUCCAAGAAAGAUGAUAAAAUGUAAGUGUGUAUACUCUUGGGUUUAGCUGAAAUAAUGACAGCAGUGUUAAUGUUUUGAGUAUUUUUGUGACC